AUGGCACAUAAUGACCGUCUGAUAGACACACUAGGAGUCUCUAGACGCCUGGGACGGUCAGUCUUAUCUGAGUUGGACUCCAGGGCUAAUGAGAAAGCGGCCCAAUUGGAUACAGUACUCGAUGAUGUGGAUCAAUUGACGGAAAAUACGUCCCACCGAUUCAACUCUUUACAUCAGACCAGGUUCAAUGCCAUGGAUUCAAUAGAAUCACAUUAUGCUGCAAAAAAAUCGUUCCAUUUUGAAAACGACGGGUUCAACGAUGGAUCCACAUCCCGCAGCUCGCGAACGUCGCAGCAGAGCGACAGUAAUUCAAAUGACGAGCCUAGUACGCCUAAGCGUCACGCCAAUGAAGAUAUCACUUCAUCUACAAAACGGUAUAAGGACUCCCAGAGAAGAGCAAGAAAAAGCGACGCAUUUUUAUAUAGUCCUGUGACGGACAUCACAAAGAAGAUACGAAGAUUGAGAAUGAUAAGUCAGGCACCCCGAGAAAAUCAAUCUAAGAUGAAUGCCAUUAGAAAUACCCCUUUAACUCGGCAUGAUCCGUCAUAUCUAUCUGCUACUGGUUAUAUCCCUAGUGAUUUUAAUAAGAGCCAGCCCACGUUCGCUAAACCUACAUUCACAUCUAUAAAAAGAGAAAGUAAGCCUGGUGCUAUAUUUUCUAAUCUCAAGAAAAAAGGGAGUAUACCCAGAACUCAUAUUAAAUCUGUGGGCACGAAGCCGCCGGCACCUCUAAAGACUACUUCAACUAUUUCUAAGGUUGAAGGGCCAUCCUCAGACAGGCCUGCUCUCACAAGUUCUACUUCUGUAUUCGAAAGAUUGUACCAGCAGUCCACAAUUUCACGUUCUAAUUCAAGUAACAAGCUUCCUCCAGUCAAACGGAGUCUUCCAAAAUCACAAACCAUGAAAAAUGUCCGAUCUUCUGCGAUAAUGGAGGCGACGCCCGCUGCAACUUCGUCCCUGCCACGAUCCAAGUCCAGUGCAAAUUUGUCUUUGCAAAGCCAAUCUGACACCCUAUCAGCAAAAUCAGGCGGUGGAAGACGAAACUGGAGAUGA
Molecule: messenger RNA, 1053 nt
Organism: Lachancea fermentati
Lineage: Eukaryota; Fungi; Ascomycota; Saccharomycetes; Saccharomycetales; Saccharomycetaceae
Source: the annotation of a GenBank genome assembly